Messenger RNA from Coregonus sp. 'balchen', 8489 nucleotides. The record is from the annotation of a GenBank genome assembly. NCBI's taxonomy places the organism in Eukaryota, Metazoa, Chordata, Actinopteri, Salmoniformes, Salmonidae.
AUGGGACUGCUUGAGUUUAUUAAGGAUUAUUUUCUUGGUUUCUGGGACUAUGAGACCCCGAAGAUAAUGGUUGUUAAAAACAAAAAACUUGGAGUCAUAUAUAGGGGGGUUCAGUUUCUUGUGAUCACCUAUUUCAUCUGGUAAGCAUUGGCCUCCUGUUUAUGCAUGCAUAAAAAUAUACAAUUUUAAAUAGUAUUGUCUUAGUGUGUAACUAUCCUGUUUUUUUUGUGAUUGAGUAUUUAUGUUGCAGUAUCUAUGACCUGCCUUGGAUAUUGCAGAUACUGUACCUAACAAGGCAAUGUUAAGUUUGGUAUUGGAAAGCAUUGGUUGGCUUUUAAGCUCAGAUUAAAUGUGCUGUCAGUGUACCCAUAUUAUUGCUUUCAAUAGCUAUACUACCCAUAACACUGUGAUGUGAAGUGAGUCAUUUGCUGAGAAUAGCCACUUUGUGGUGAGGAAAUGCCUUUCAAUCGCAAUUACAUCUCCAAACAAAUAUACAGCAUAAUUGAUGGUAAGACAUAACGGUUGCUGUGGUCAAGAGGGACAGCUGUAGUCUCACUGGCCAUUGCUGACCAUCUUUGUGUAAUGGGAUCCAAAUAGGCCAAUUUUCAUAGAUUUCAUUUUCCUGAUGGUCCUUUAGAGGGAUAUUUGUGUCUGUCUACUCAUAAACAUUAUAUUUCAGCUUUGGAUUUUCAAACAUUUAAAAUAAAAUGUUUGAUUUUUAAGUAUCCCUCAAAGUUAUCAGUAUAUCAUAAAACCCAAAAGAUCUGAAUUGAUAUCUUCAUUGUCUGAAUAAGCACAAGCAUAGGCAUGCAUUAAAGUACAAUUAAAAUCACUUGAAAAUACUGAAUUUGUCCACAGAACAGAAGUUAAUCUGUGUCUGUCAUAUUACCCUACUACAGGUAUGUCUUUAUCAGUCAGAAAGCCUAUCAGGACAGUGAGACGAGGCCAGAGAGCUCCGUCUACACUAAGAUGAAAGGCACAGCACUGCAGGGGGACCACGUUCUGGACAUGGUGGAAUAUGUCCGACCCUCAGAGGUGAGCCAACUUGAGAGCAUACAUUUUGCUCAGUCGCAUGGUCACUGAUUAAGAAAACGGACUGAUUUACAAAUAAUAGUGAGUCGUUAUUUAGGAUACAAGAUGAUUUGUAGAUCAGUCAGUCUGCAGUCACCGACUGCAAUGUAGUCGAUCCUGAACAUGCACUUUAGCUCUAUUCAUAAAGCAAGGAUCAUAGGUAAAAUAGAUAUCCUAUAGAUGAUGCAAUAUGUUAUCAAUCAAUCAGUAAUCAGUAAUCAAUCAAUCAGCCAGCCAAUAUAAUGUAUGAAGUCCUUUUUGCAUCAGCAGUGGUCACAAAGGGAUUUAGUGUAACUUGGCAUAGACCCCACAGAGCAAACAGAAGCACAGUGGCCAGGAACAUACUCCCCAGAAGGAAGAAACGUAGUAGCACAAUAAGGUCUAAAGGUUUCAUUCAUCAAUAUUUGUGUAGGAGAAUGACUAUGAUUGUUUUGUUUUUAUCUCCUACACAAAACCCCCGCUGUACAUAAUAAUAAUAUGCCAUUUAGCAGACACUUUUAUCCAAAGCGACUUACAGUCAUGCGUGCAUACAUUUUUUUUGUGUAUGGGUGGUCCCGGGGAUCGAACCCACUACCCUGGCGUUACAAGCGCCGUGCUCUACCAGCUGAGCUAUGCAUAAUUUGAAGCAACUCAGUAGUUUAUAGGUGGCAUAGUAGGUGUAUUAUUUUCACAAAGCUGUUAUAGUUCAUAACACCAGGCCUACAUAUAGUUCAAUCGAGUAAAGGCUUAACUCCAUGACAACAGAGACAGAAUACAAUAUGGCAUUUUUAUUGAAUAGUUUGGGGUAGGCCUUGUCUCCCCAACCCCCUGCAAGUGUGAGACACAAGGUUUGAGCUGACAUAUAAAUAUUCCGCUAGAUUCAUGCCCAUAUGUUGAAGGAAAGUGAUUAUUGCACGAGUAAGCCCAUAGGUUAAUCAGCAAGCGUGGUGUGCCAUGCUCAUAGGCUGAAGUUAAUAGAUGAAUGACAUUCCGCACACUUGCUUAUAGUAAAGGAAAAUGAAGGACGUGAUGCCAUGCUGAUGAGGUACCAUUAUGACUAGGGCUGUUGUGGUGACCGUAUUACCACCACACCGGCGGUCAGGUGUCAUGAAGGCAGUCAAAUUCCACGUGACCGUUUAGUCACGGUAAUUAGGCUUCUCCAAGCUCUGAUGCUGCUGAUGGUCAUUAGUAGCCUACCAAACUUGCUAACUGCCUGGUACUCAGCACUCUAUUGUCCCUCUAAUCACUCUGACAUCAAUGCAAAUGUGUUCGAAAAUCUAAUCAAACACUUAAUUCGAGCCCAUGAGCUCAUGUUGCGCAACAUUUCUAUAGGCUAUGCAAUUGCGCGAGAAAACAGAGUGAUGGGCUCUACUAAAAAGAGGAUGAUCCCAUCAGCUUUCUAUAGGCUAGGCCUACUAUAUUUAUUUCUCAACUUUCCUAAAAUUAAGCACAUUGUUUAUCUUUACAACAGGAAUAUAGCCUACCUGGCUGGCAUGAAAAUCAACCACUGGAAAAGCGUCCUCCGUUCGCUAUUUAAGUGCAUAAAUUACAUGUAUUUUUUCCCGCUGCCCUGUUUCGAGACAGGUGCAUGAUAAUGGUCCAUUCUAAAUCAAAACAAAUUUCACACAUAUAUUAUUUAGUACAUGUAAAGAAAAAAUUAAAUCAAGAAUAAUCUGAAUAUUAGCCUAUCACUUGUGAAUUUAUAUAUUAUCACUUGUGAAUGAUGCCCAGCAUAAGAAACUGCCUUUUUUCCCCUUCACUUUUUAGAAUCAUAGUCGCACACCUCAUGUCCCGUGUGGCUCAGUUGGUAGAGCAUGGCGUUUGCAACGCCAGGGUUGUGGGUUCGAUUCCCACGGGGGGCCAGUAUGAAAAAAUUAUAAAAAAAUGUAUGCACUCACUAACUGUAAGGCGUUCUGGAUAAGAGCGUCUGCUAAAAUAUGUAGCUACAGUCGUAUGAAAAAGUUUGGGCACCCCUGAUGAUUUCCAUUUAUAAAUAAUUGUGUGUUUGGAUCAGCAAUUUCAUUUUGAUCUAUCAAAUAACUGAUGGACACAGUAAUAUUUCUGUAGUGAAAUUAGGUUUAUUGGAUUAACAGAAAAUGUGCAAUAUCCAUCAAAACGAAAUUAGACAGGUGCAUAAAUUUGGGCACCCCAACAGAAAAAUCACAUCAAUAUUUAGUAGAGCCUCCUUUUGCUAAAAUAACAGCCUCUAGACGCUUCCUAUAGCCUCUAAUGAGUGUCUGGAUGAAGGUAUUUUGGACCAUUCCUCCUUACAAAACAUCUCCACUUCAGUUAGGUUUGAUGGUUGCCGAGCAUGGACAGCCCGCUUCAAAUCAUCCCACAGAUUCUCAAUGACAUUCAGGUCUGGGGACUGGGAUGGCCAUUCCAGAACAUUGUACUUGUUCCUCUGCAUAAAUGCCCGGGUAGAUUUUGAGCAGUGUUUUGGGUCGUUGUCUUGUUGAAAUAUCCAGCCCCGGUGUAACUUCAACUUUGUGACUGAUUCUUCAACAUUAUUCCCAAGAAUCUGCUGAUAUUGAGUGGAAUCCAUGCGACCCUCAACUUUAACAAGAUUCCCAGUACCGGCACUGGCCACACAGCCCCACAGCAUGAUGGAACCCCCACCAAAUUUUACUGUGGGUAGCAAGUGUUUUUCUUGGAAUGCUGUGUUCUUUUGCCGCCAUGCAUAACGCCCCUUGUUAUGACCAAAUAACUCAAUCUUUGUUUCAUCAGUCCACAGCACCUUAUUCCAAAAUGAAGCUGGCUUGUCCAAAUGUGCGUUUGCAUACCUCAAGCGACUCUGUUUGUGGCGUGUGUGCAGAAAAGGCUUCUUCCGCAUCACUCUCCCGUACAGCUUCUCCUUGUGCAAAGUGCGCUGAAUUGUUGAACGAUGCACAGUGACACCAUCUGCAGCAAGAUGAUGUUGUAGGUCUUUGGAGGUGGUCUGUGGGCUGUUUUUGACCGUUCUCACCAUCCUUUGCCUUUGCAUCUCCGAUAUUUUACUUGGCCUGCCACUUCUGGCCUUAACAAGAACUGUGCCUGUGGUCUUCCAUUUCCUCACUAUGUUCCUCACAGUGGACACUGACAGCUUACAUCUCUGCGAUAGCUUUUUGUAGCCUUCCCCUAAACCAUAAUGUUGAACAAUCUUUGUUUUCAGGUCAUUUGAGAAUUGUUUUGAGGCCCCCAUGUCGCCACUCUUCAGAGGAGAGUCAAAGAGAACAACAACUUGCAAUUGGCCACCUUAAAUACCUUUUCUCAUGAUUGGAUGCACUUGUCUAUGAAGUUCAAGGCUUAAUGAGCUCACCAAACCAAUUGUGUGUUCCAAUUAAUCAGUGCUAAGUAGUUACAGGUAUUCAAAUCAACAGAAUGACAAGGGUGCCCAAAUUUUUGCAUAGCCUAUUUUUCACAUCUGAUUUAAUUUCAUACAAAUUAAUAUUGCUACACUAAAAAUCUUUGUCUGGACAAUACCCCAGUACUCAGCUUUUAUUAAAAAAUUAAUGGCAUGCCACUGUGAUCAUUUUCUGUGACGACAGAGUAAAUUAUUAUGCAGCCUCAGAGGGGUGCCCAAACUUGUUCAUACGACUGUAUACUGUAUGUUUUCUACAUGUAGCCUAUGUGAUUAGUUACCAUCAUAUACUGUACUUUAUUUUCUGUGGCAUUUCACCUGUAGGGCGGCGAUGUGAUCAGCACAAUACUGAGACGAGUGGUCACACACAACCAGAGGCAAGGCACGUGUGCUGAGGUGAUGACGUCCCAACCAUUCCACACACUCAUAUGUUCUCCUGAAACCAAAAACAACUAAAUACAAAUACUACAGUCAUUUUAGAUUGAUCAACACUAGGGCUUUAUAUUAAGUUAUGUGCCUUGCUCAAUACUCUACUAUUACAACUAGCACUGUCUCCUGGAAAAGCUCUGUAAGAUAAUGUGAUAAAGAUGUAUCAGUAUCACUACCACUCCACCGCAGGACAGCCGGGAAAAGCUGAUAAUGUCUAAACGAUGAUACUUUCCUCGUUUCUUAGCAUUUCACCGUUCCCAGUGCCAACUGCUCAAAGGACUCUGACUGCGUCGCAGGAGAAGUGAACUUUGAUGGCAAUGGUACGGACUGAAAAAGAGGGAACUAAGUGAAAAGUCCCACUAAGCCAGUUCUAUGAAUCUGUCUGUCAGUAGAUGGUUUAUCCAGCUAAUGCACUCAGUCUGAUGUGUUUCCUGUAGGACAGAGAACUGGGCGCUGUGUUCCCUAUUACAACCAGACCUUCAAGACCUGUGAGAUUCAGACCUGGUGUCCUAUUGAGGACUAUGCCGCAAUAUGGUGAGGGUCAAUAUCAAUAAGACAUUUUAGAUAGGAUGCAGUCACAAGGGCGGCAGGUAGCUUAGUGGGUAAGAGCGUUGUGCCAGUAACCGAAAGGUCGCUGGUUCUAAUCCCAGAGCCGACUAGGUGAAAAAUCUGUCGAUGUGCCCUUGAGCAAGGCACUUAACCCUAAUUGCUCCUGUAAGUCGCUCUGGAUAAGAGUGUCUGCUAAAUGACUAAAAAUAAUAAACAAAUAAACAAAACGACUGUCUCCCUAGUCUGGAAUAAGUCACUUGUAAAAUAAUGAUGGCAUAAGCGUGUAAUCUGUUGUUGUCUCCUUCAGGGAGCCGGCAUUGGCAGAGGCCAUCAAUUUCACUGUUUACAUCAAGAAUGCCAUCCAUUUCCCCAAAUUUAAAGUGCUGAGGUAUAGUAUGAACCCCCUCAACAACACACACAACUGUAAAGGGAACUGUAUCCCUGUUAAUAUGCAGCCUCAACUGUUUCUACAAGCAAUUCUCUCUUAUCUCUUUCGCAGAGGAAACAUCAAACCAAACAAACGAAAUGGACAGAAAUAUCUGAAUAAGUGUCAUUACAAUGAGGAGAAACACCCCUACUGCCCCAUCUUCCGGCUGGGCUACAUCGCAGAGCAGGCCAGGGAGAAGUUCAGCGAGCUCUGCAGGACUGUACGUUUACACCCUCAAUCUACAUCCAGACAGUCACACUGUAUAUCCCAUUUUACAAAUCAUAUACACUACCGGUCAAAAGUUUUAGAACACCUACUCAUUCAAGGGUUUUUCAUUAUUUUUACUAUUUUCUACAUUGUAGAAUAAUAGUGAAGACAUCAAAACUAUGAAAUAACACACCUGUUAAUUGAAAUGCAUUCCGGGUGACUACCUCAUGAAGCUGGUUGAGAGAAUGCCAAGAGUGUGUAAAGCUGUCAUCAAGGCAAAGGGUGGCUAUUUGAAGAAUCUCUAAUAUAAAAUACAUUUUGAUUUGUUUAACACCUUUUUGGUUACUACAUGAUUCCAUAUGUUAUUUCAUAGUUUUGAUGUCUUCACUAUUAUUCUACAACCUAGAAAAUAGUAAAAAAUAAAGAAAAACCCUUGAAUGAGUAAGGUGUUCUAAAACUUUUGACCGGUAGUGUAUAUAGAGAACCUUAUUAUUCGGGGCUCACAUGAACUACAGAACACAAUCUUCCAUCUAGGUCUAAUGUCUCUAACAAUAUGUGUGUCUAAUAUUUCAAAAUCAGACAGUGAUUACUGAUAAUGGAAAUAAGUAGUUAAAUAGAUCAUGGAAAUCAAGCUAAUAGAAACAAUCCACAUUAAGGAGGAAUGAGAAGAUGUGUUGGACAGAGCGGCAGUAAUGGUUUAGUUAGAUAGCUCAUUAAUUCUAUCCUGUCAGGGGGGAGUGAUUGGAGUGUUCAUCAACUGGAAGUGUGACCUUGAUCUGGACCCCUCAGAGUGUACCCCCACUUACUCCUUCCGCCGCCUGGACCUUCGUAAGAACCUGCCCAGCUCUGGUUACAACUUCAGGUGAGCCUCUUCGUAGCAUCUGGUGAAUGCCUGGGUCGUAUUCAUUAGUGCACACUAUAGCAAAAUGUUUUGCAACAGAAACUGGAAACGUGUUUCUUAUUGGACAAGUUCAGGUGGUUCCGCUCUGUUUUAGUCCGUUUUCUUCUGUUUGGUGCAUAGUGCAUACGAUCAUGUCUUUACUAUUGCCAUCUCACUGACAUGACCUACUGUAACAUUUAAGACCAUCUCUGCUGUAACUUGGUUAUGAAGAGGCAUACAGGUCUUGAUUUAUAAAAUUGUCUAGGUUUGCCAAGUAUUACAGUAAGGAUGGAGAAGAGUUCCGGACACUUAUCAAGGCCUUUGGCAUUCGUCUGGACGUCAUAGUUCAUGGACAUGUAAGAAGUUACUCCUUCAACAUCCUUCAUCAGUACUCAAUUAACCAAUAACCAGUUGAUCAGAACGAUUACUCAGUGACAUAAAGCUCACUGUAAUCUCAUAUUCUGCAAUAAUACCUCUCCAGGCUGGACGAUUCAGCAUCAUCCCAACUAUCAUCAACACAGUGACAGCCAUGACAUCAGUUGGAAUAGUGAGUUUGAUUCUCAGCACUCUUGUGGUAUGAGUUGAUGUAGUCUGUAGGUACCAGUUUCCCUUAAAUGGUUGUGUCAGCUCCUAGUUAUUCAUUGACAUAUUACUUUGAUUCAUUACAGUGUUCCAUUAUCUGUGACUGGAUCAUGCUCACUUUCAUUGACAAGAACGAUAUCUACAGUGACAGAAAGUUUGAUGACGUAAGAAAAUAACAAUUUGAUUCCAUACAUUCAUGAUCAUAUUUUAUUUUGUUAACCAUUUUCUGCUAUAGCACUUAUCAUUGCACACCCAGUUAGGUAAUUUAGCUCCCAAAGAAUAUAGUAGUGUGUAAAAGUAUGUGUAUUGGGAAACCCUGUUCUAAAGUAAUGUUAUGUUAUUCUGACUGUAUGUUUCUUUAGGACAGUAAAGUGCCCAGCCCCAGCAAGCCCCUCACGGUUCCCACAGAACUCACCAUCAUCAGCUAUGGCUCCAACCACUCAGACCUGUCAGAGGGAGUGGCCCUGUGACAUCCUGCCGCUACAGUGCUCGUUGGCCACAUGCAUGGAUGAUGCUAUUCCGCAGAUACCUGACUGCUGAACAGACGGACAGACGGACGGACGGACGGCCUUUCCCCCAAGCGGUCUCAGACGUCCACAGAGAGGCCUCUUUGAUGGGGUCAACCUCUGUCCCUGCGGAAUUUAACUGAAAGACAGCCAAGACGUCCUUCUUAGUGUGCCACCCCGGUUAUUUCACCAAAAGCAAUGUUCUAUGAUGGGUUAGUGUCAAUUUCAUGUAGAUUCCUUUUGAUUCAGGAAUUGAAUUACAUUCCAAUAAAGAAAGUCCAUGUCUACUUCAAUUGACAGGGACUGAAAUUAUACUGAUAAACUGAAUCUCAAAUAAUUGCAAAAUGUUUGAAUUUAAUCAAACCUAAGAAAAAUAAACCAAAUCAUUUAUACCAAUCAGCUAAACAUGUAGGAGUAAGUUUUACUGAGAACCCUCUUUCCACAGUCUAACCCGAGCCAGGUCAAUGACUGUAUACUGUAAGCUAUACAUGCAAAUAUAACAAUAAAUGUCUAACCAAC